Sinocyclocheilus grahami is the source of this 945-nucleotide messenger RNA. RefSeq names its product fucolectin-1-like. The record is from RefSeq and is a predicted model, not a curated record. Lineage: Eukaryota; Metazoa; Chordata; Actinopteri; Cypriniformes; Cyprinidae. The transcript is spliced from 7 exons. The coding region runs from base 1 to 945 and encodes 314 amino acids.
AUGAAGAUGAUGGUUUUCUACAAGAGUCUGUCACUUUUACUGGGGUUUUUCUCAGUUCAAACGAAGGCAGGAAGAGAAGUGAACAUAGCAACAUGGGGCACACCUGUUCAGUCGACAUUAGCUUACAACUGGUAUGCCCAAAACGCUCUGGAUGGGUUGAGCUCCACCUGUACUCAUACAGAUGCACAGAGUGACCCGUGGUGGAAGCUGGACCUGCUGAAGACGUACAGCGUGAACAGCGUGACCAUCACUAACAGACUCGACUGCUGUAGCACCAGGAUUAACGGGGCAGAGAUUCGGAUUGGAAACAAUUCUUUAGAUGUUUUCAGCAACCCAGUAUGUGCUGUAGUUUCUUCUAUUCCAGCAGGAGCUACCUACAGCUACUCGUGUCGUGGGAUGGAGGGACGUUACGUUAUUGUGAAUAUUCCUGGAACUUCAAAGGUUCUUACUCUCUGUGAAGUGGGAGUCUAUGUUAUUUUUCCAGGUAAUUUGGCAACAGGAAGAACCAUCACACAGUCAUCAACCAUUGGCACCUGGCUUGGUCAACAAGCUAUUGAUUUCAAUCCAGGUUUCAUACAACCAUCGUCAUCGUGUUCCUCAACCGAUAAUCAGACUAACCCAUGGUGGAGGGUGGAUCUGAGUUCUGUGUACAGAGUAAGUAGAGUUGUCAUCACAAACAGACUAGACUGCUGUCCAGAACAAAUCGAUGGAGCAGAGAUUCACAUCGGAAACUCUUUGGAGAACAACGGUAACAACAAUCCCAUAUGUGCUGUGAUUUCUAGCAUUCCAGCUGGUGUUUCCUCCACCUACACAUGUAAUGGUAUGGAUGGUCGAUAUGUGAGUCUGUUCAUUCCUGGAGAUUCAAAGAUUCUUACUCUGUGUGAGGUGGAGGUCUAUGAAGAAGGUAAGGCCUGGACGUCCAGAGAGGACAACGGUGGUGGAUGA